AUGUCAACUUUUUUACCUGACGUUGCUACUAUGAAGCACGUUGAGACAUUUGCUUGUCUUUCAGACGGUAUCAUUCAUGACGCGGCAAUACCAUCUCUUAAGGAGGUUGUCAAUGGAGCAUUAACAGAAGAAGAGCUUGAAGUGUAUACAAAGAGAUUAUCGAGACCCUCACAGAUCCCUGAGUUUAAAAAUGCCGUUUUGGAAAUCAUCAACCACAACACAACUCAAGCGACCCAGUUAUUCAUUAUUUUGAUGACCGCAUUGGACUCGAGAAUCUUGGCACCAACCUUAACAAACUCGAUAACUCUAGUCAAGGAUAUGGAUUUGAAGCAACGUGAAGCCUUGAUUGCUUCUUUGCGUGAUUCUCCCAUUUCGGCUAAAAGAAAGUUGUUUAGAUUGGUAUGCUCAUUGACUUUAAAAGUUUUUGCUUCCCUUGGAGAUGAGUUGCACAAUAAAGCCAUCCAUUACCCUGGUAAAUCUGUACGUGAAAGCGCUUAUGAUGGUCAUGUUGUUGAUCCCUUUAGGUACGAAUUUGUUUCCAAACCACAAUUUGACGGCGCUGAAUUGUAUCUUCCUGAUAUUGAUGUGAUUAUUAUUGGCUCUGGUGCUGGUGCUGGUGUCGUUGCACAUACGUUGGCCAACGACGGCUUUAAAUCAUUGAUUUUGGAGAAGGGAAAGUAUUUUCUGCCUCAAGAAUAUGUAUUUGAUGACUGCGAAGGUAUGCAAGAAUUGUAUCAAAGCGAGGGGGUUGUGACCACGACCAACUCUCAAUUGUUUAUUUUGGCAGGCUCAACUUUUGGUGGUGGUACAACAGUUAAUUGGUCUGCAUGCUUAAAGACUCCCUUUAAAGUGAGAAAAGAAUGGUACGACGAUUACGGUUUAGACUUUGCUGCAACAGACACAUAUGACAAAUGCCAGGAUUAUGUUUGGAAGCAAAUGGGUGCGUCAACAGAAGGUAUUACGCAUUCAUUGGCCAAUGAAGUUGUAAUUGAAGGUGGUAAGAAGUUGGGCUACAAAAGCAAAGAAAUUGACCAAAAUAGCGGUGGUCAUCCUCACCAUCCAUGUGGAUUUUGCUUUUUGGGUUGCAGAUAUGGAAUCAAACAAGGAUCAGCUGUCAAUUGGUUUAGAGAUGCUGCUGCACGUGGUUCCAAAUUUAUGCAACAGGUUAGAGUCUUGCAAAUCAUCCACAAGAAUGGUGUUGCAACGGGUCUCUUGUGUCAAGAUGAAGAAACAGGAACAAAGUUCAAGAUUACAGGGCCAAAAAAAUUUGUUGUAUCUGCUGGCUCAUUAAAUACACCCGUUGUGUUGCAAAACUCUGGUUUUAAAAACAAGCAUAUCGGAAAGAAUUUGACUUUGCAUCCAGUUACAACAGUUUUUGGAGAUUUUGGUCAAGAUGUUCAAGCUAACCACAGUGACAAAUCCAUCAUGACAUCUGUUUGCACACAAGUUGAUGACUUGGAUGGAAAGGCUCACGGUGCAAAGAUUGAAACGAUUUUAAAUACCCCUGCUAUCCAAGCAGCGUUCUUACCAUGGCGUGGUAGUGAUGAAACAAGAAAGGACUUGUUACGCUACAAUCAAAUGUGUGCAAUGUUGCUUAUUACUCGUGACACCUCUACUGGCUCAGUUAAAGUCGAUCCAAAUAGACCAGAGUCAUUAUACGUUGACUAUACUGUUAGCAAGUUUGACAAGAAUGCGUUAUUGCAGGCAAUGCUCAUUACUUCAGACAUGCUUUACAUCGAAGGAGCCAAGAGAAUAUUAAGUCCACAACCUUGGGUUCCAGUUUUUGAGUCUGACACUCCAAAGGAGAAGAGAUCCAUUAAGGAUCAAGAUUAUGUUGAAUGGAGGGCGAAAGUUGCAAAGAUUCCACUUGAUGAUUACGGAACUCCUUAUGGAAGUGCACAUCAAAUGUCAAGCUGUAGAAUGUCAGGCAAGGGUCCCAAAUAUGGUGCAUGUGAUACAAAGGGUCGUUUAUUUGAAGCCUCGAAUAUUUACAUCGCCGAUGCUAGUUGCUUGCCAACUGCAAGUGGUGCAAACCCAAUGAUAACCACAAUGGCUAUUUCAAGACAUGUUGCAUUAGAGUUGUGCAACGCUUUAAAGACCAAACCAAAAUUGUAG
This is a messenger RNA of Lodderomyces elongisporus, 2115 nucleotides long. RefSeq lists its product as uncharacterized. The record is from RefSeq and is a predicted model, not a curated record. Bases 1 to 2115 code for a protein of 704 amino acids. Gene Ontology annotation, molecular function: flavin adenine dinucleotide binding; long-chain-alcohol oxidase activity. Lineage: Eukaryota; Fungi; Ascomycota; Pichiomycetes; Serinales; Debaryomycetaceae. The transcript has a single exon.